Molecule: messenger RNA, 1588 nt
Organism: Gadus chalcogrammus (walleye pollock)
Lineage: Eukaryota; Metazoa; Chordata; Actinopteri; Gadiformes; Gadidae
Gene: gja10a
Product: gap junction protein alpha 10 a
Exons: 2
Coding region: 1-1521 (506 amino acids)
Biological process (GO): cell communication
Cellular component (GO): connexin complex
Source: RefSeq, a predicted model, not a curated record
AUGGGUGACUGGAACCUGCUGGGCAGCAUCCUAGAGGAGGUCCAUGUCCAUUCCACCAUCGUGGGCAAGAUCUGGCUUACCAUCCUCUUCAUCUUCCGCAUGUUGGUGCUGGGGGUGGCUGCCGAAGAUGUGUGGGAGGACGAGCAGACAGAGUUUGUGUGUAACACUGACCAGCCGGGCUGCAAGGCUGUGUGCUACGACCGUGCCUUCCCCAUCUCCCUCGUUCGCUUCUGGGUGCUGCAGGUCAUCUUCGUGUCGGCACCCUCUCUGGUCUACAUGGGCCAUGCCCUCUACCGCAUCCGCUUCCUGGACAAGGAGCGCCACCGGCGACGUGCCCAGCUGCGCGACGAGCUGGGCGAGCCGGAGGUGGCCCUGGAAGAGCACCGGCGCCUGGAGAGGGCGCUGCGUCGGCUGGAGGAGCAGCGCCGGGUGAAGAAGGUGCCCCUCAGAGGCUCCUUGCUGAGGACCUACAUCAUCCAUAUCCUCACACGCUCCGUGGUGGAGGUGUGCUUCAUCCUGGGCCAGUAUGUCCUCUAUGGCCUGCGCCUGGAGCCUCUCUACAAGUGCGAGCGGCUGCCGUGCCCCAACAGCGUGGACUGUUACAUCUCCCGGCCCACCGAGAAGACCAUCUUCAUGGCCUUCAUGUUCGUCAUCGCCGCCGUCUCGCUUUUCCUCAACCUUCUGGAAAUAUCCCACCUGGGAGUGAGGAAAAUCAGGCAGACGAUAUACGGAGAUAAGUACUCCGAAGAGGACAGCUUGAUUUACAAGCCCAAGAAGAAGCGCACCUUGCAGCACCUUUGUCUUAUGCGCCACUUGUCGCCUCAUAACGGACCGUCAACUCAAACCUUAUUUAAGGGGAUUCCUGAGGGAGGGACGAACACAGUUCAUCAGAACAUGGGGCUCAGAGCUAACCAGCAGACAACGACAACAACAACAAUCAGACAUAACAGCCUGGCUCCUCUUGGACACUAUCAGACAAACUGCAUCGCACCUGGAUCAAUGGUACCACAGAACCAAUACCAGACCGGGCAGGAGGGGGCCACUCAAGGCCUCCAAACCCAUGAAGGCCCAGAGACAAACUCCAGGGCCUUGAUGGACCAACACCCUCUGGUCUGGCCUGCGGUUCCUUGUAAUGUAGAAGGCUGGCCAAAGGAGCAGACUCAAUACCCUGAGGAGCUCCUUCGACCCAUGGAGCCUCCUCGAGUGCUCCAGACUCAGGGGUACAACAUGGCCCACAGGCCCAGCCUCGCAGCCAGGGACAUGGAGGAGGAUGUGGAGAGAAAGUACUCGAUAGGCAGUGACCUCUUUCAUCUGAACCACAGGAAGACCAGCUUCAUGGCAAAGCCUCCGUCCGAGAGCAUGUCCACCAUCAGCGGCUCAAGCAGCCCCUCGAUCCAUUCGUCGGAGGAGUCUGACGAGCUGGGCUCUCUGCAGGGGGACAUGCCUAUGAUGCCCCCUGCUGGAGGGCGCAGGAUGUCCAUGAGUGUGUUCCUGGAUAUCUCCUCAAUCAUGAAAAAGUGAAGAGAAGAAGACAACGUAGCUCCAACACAAGUCACCAUAACGACUAUAUGGUGUUAUGGGAUGGUGU